Myotis brandtii (Brandt's bat) is the source of this 4498-nucleotide messenger RNA. It is a transcript of the gene CREB5, whose product is annotated as cAMP responsive element binding protein 5. NCBI's taxonomy places the organism in Eukaryota, Metazoa, Chordata, Mammalia, Chiroptera, Vespertilionidae. Gene Ontology annotation, molecular function: cAMP response element binding; DNA-binding transcription factor activity, RNA polymerase II-specific. The record is from RefSeq and is a predicted model, not a curated record. Gene Ontology annotation, biological process: regulation of transcription by RNA polymerase II. The transcript has 13 exons. The coding region runs from base 1026 to 2606 and encodes 526 amino acids.
GCUCAGUCCAACGUGGUCCCUUCAACCGGGCUCUGCUCUUGCCUUCUCCACACUUGUUUGAGGGAAGUCUGGCCCCAAAUGCCGGUGAACGGACUGUGGAAUUCUCCUGUGUCCUGAGGCCAGCCCAGAGACCCCACGUCUUGUCCAUCCCGGAGCGCGUCUUGGUGGCCGGGGCGCCAUGCGACUGGAGGGAUGCUAACGUGGAAGACCUGGCAAGGUGCGGAACCCUCCAGAAGUGCGGUCAAGCGGUGGCAGCGGCGGCGGCAGCGGAGACGGCGAGCCAGGAACCUCCCCCCGAGUCCCCAACCUCCCAGCGAUGCGGUCGAACCCUCGGAGAAAGUUUGCAAACUUCCAGCGGGCGCGGCGAGGACGCCGGGUCACCUAGCGGGUGGACAGGCGGGUGCGCGGGGGCUCGCUCCCUCCGGGGUGCCGAGCCUGCCGCUGCCACCUCUCCUGCAGGGCUGCCCGCGGCCGGUGGGCACACGGCCCUGGAGAGGAAGUCGCUCUCGGAGGGCGCUCUCGGAGGGCACUUUGCUCGUAGAGGCUCUGGGCGCGGAAGUCUCGAGAGUGGCCAGGCUCUGCUUUCGCUCCUCCAGCCGCUCCUGCCGCCCUCAGUUCCAUGCUCGCUGGCAUCACUACCUCUUCCCCGCCGCUGCCCCAAGUGACAGCUGCCGCUUUUGCCGCGGCGCGGGGGCAGUUCACGGCUGCGGAACCUCUACGCCAGAUUCUCCGGGGAACCGCUUAAACUUUUCACAAAGUUCUUAGAGGGGCAAAACGUGUGAAGGAACCAAGGAGAUGUCUCCCGCCGGCUGUAUCCCGCUUCUUUGCCAAAGAUUUGUUGGGGGGUGGGGGUGGGGGGAUGAGCUAGAUAAAGCCCAGACCUUGUCAUCCCCCUCCCCAACUUUCCCUGAAUGGGUGCCGCCCCCACUUGACGCUUGUUCAAGGCCAGGACUGGAGUGAGCUGCUUGUAUAUUUUGUCAGAGUCCGCAGAGUGUGUUUGAUUUUUACUUUUCCCUCCCUCUGACAUGUGUCAAGGAAUAAAGGCUGGAUGCACAUCCGUUACGUCAUUCUGCUGGCCAAUUUAUGAGGAAUCCAAGAUGAAUCUGGAGCAGGAGAGGCCAUUCAUCUGCAGUGCUCCAGGCUGCUCCCAGCGCUUCCCAACAGAGGACCAUCUGAUGAUUCAUAGGCACAAGCAUGAAAUGACUUUGAAGUUUCCCUCAAUAAAAACAGACAAUAUGUUAUCAGAUCAAACUCCGACCCCAACGAGAUUCCUGAAGAACUGCGAGGAAGUGGGACUCUUCAAUGAGCUGGAUUGCUCCCUAGAGCAUGAGUUCAGGAAGGCUCAGGAGGAGGAGAGCAGCAAGCGGAAUAUCUCGAUGCAUAAUACAGUUGGUGGGGCCAUGGCAGGGCCUGGAGCUCACCAGCUUGGCAGCACACGGAUGCCCAACCAUGACACCAGUGUUGUGAUUCAGCAAGCCAUGCCGUCACCCCAGUCCAGCUCUGUCAUCACACAAGCACCUUCCACCAACCGCCAGAUCGGGCCUGUUCCAGGCUCUCUAUCUUCUCUGCUACACAUCCACAACAGACAGAGACAGCCCAUGCCAGCCUCCAUGCCCGGGACCCUGCCCAACCCUACGAUGCCGGGAUCUUCUGCUGUCCUGAUGCCAAUGGAGAGACAAAUGUCAGUGAACUCCAACCUCCUGGGAAUGCAGGGUCCAAAUCUCAGCAACCCCUGUGCUUCUCCCCAAGUCCAGCCGAUGCAUUCAGAAGCCAAAAUGAGGCUGAAGGCUGCGUUGACUCACCACCCUGCUGCCAUGUCAAAUGGGAAUAUGAACACCAUGGGACACAUGAUGGAAAUGAUGGGCUCUCGGCAGGACCAGACGCCGCACCAUCACAUGCACUCCCACCCACAUCAGCACCAGACACUACCAGCCCAUCACCCCUACCCACACCAGCACCAGCACCCAGCUCACCACCCCCAUCCUCAGCCUCAUCACCAGCAGAACCACCCGCAUCAUCACUCCCACUCCCACCUUCAUGCACACCCAGCACAUCACCAAACCUCGCCACACCCACCCCUGCACUCCGGCAACCAAGCACAGCAGGUUUCACCAGCCACGCAGCAGAUGCAGCCAACCCAGACAAUACAGCCGCCCCAGCCCACAGGGGGGCGCCGGCGAAGGGUGGUGGAUGAGGAUCCGGAUGAGAGGAGGCGGAAAUUUCUGGAACGGAACCGGGCCGCCGCCACCCGCUGCAGACAGAAGAGGAAGGUCUGGGUGAUGUCACUGGAAAAGAAAGCUGAAGAACUCACCCAGACAAACAUGCAGCUUCAGAAUGAAGUGUCUAUGUUGAAAAACGAGGUGGCGCAGCUGAAACAGUUGUUGCUAACGCAUAAAGAUUGCCCAAUAACAGCCAUGCAGAAAGAGUCGCAAGGAUAUCUAAGUCCGGAGAGCAGCCCUCCCGCGAGCCCGGUCCCCGCUUGCUCCCAGCAGCAGGUCAUCCAGCAUAACACCAUCACCACGUCCUCGGCGGUCAGCGAGGUGGUGGGAAGCUCCACCCUCAGCCAGCUCACCACUCACAGAACAGACCUGAAUCCGAUCCUUUAAAAACCAGGGCUCAGACCUUGCCUCCAAGAAGAGCUGCCGCGUCCCAUGCGUCCUUUCCUUGAAGGGCAUUUUUAGAAUUAACUCAGACCUGGAAGACUCCUCAGCUCUUCAGAGACUGGCUUUCGUUUUUACAGUCAUCAUGGAAAUGUUGUCUUUUAUACUUAGUUCUAUGAGAAAAAAGGGAGUUAUGCAAUUACUAUCUAUCAGCUUGGGAAAUGCUUUGGUGCUUUUCUCCAGUUUUCUGGUACCAGUUACAUGUUUAUAAACUGAAUGCUUUCUGUAUAUAGUCAUGGUUUCAUUAGCAGUCCAACCCUUUGCCUGAGACAUUGACUCUUGUUAAGCCGCAGCUUAUAGUCAAAAUGAGGCAUGCUUAGAUGUCAACAGAUGCAAGGCAACUGGGUGAGAUGUCUGAUGACAUCAUAGUCCGUGUUGAGCUUGUGCUGUGAUGUCACCAGAAUCCCAGAUAAACACAGAGCCUUUUCCACAGCUUUGUUUCUCUUACUAUAAAAAGCGUAAGAUCCAUUGGUGUCCAAAUAACGCCACCAGGCAUCUCCCCACCCCUCCUGCUCCCCUUGGCCCACUUCCUCCAAUGCCCACUUCCUUCUCCGUUUCCACUCCUUGCUGGGCUCCCUGUUUACUCUAUAUCUUUACUUUCUUCUGCUUUAUUUUUCCCCCUUGAGCAUUGCAUGUAAAGAAGAAAAUAAUGUUUAAAGAAAAAAAUAAAAGCAAACCUCAGCAAUGUGGACCUAGCCAUUGCUUCCCUUGCCCUUGACCCGCAGCUGGAGUUCAUUCAACUCGUGCUUCUUACAAAAUAGUAACCAGGAGAUGUUUAAUGUGCCUGAUUUAAUGUUUUUAAUAAUCAGAGCAAAUAAAAAGUGGCUUAGCCAUAGGUGAAGCACUGUUGAGUGCCAGCUGUGGAGACACUAGGGAAGGGAGCCGUGUAAGCCUCGAUUGUGAAAGUCCAAAUCAUGAUGCGAGGCUAAAACAUCACACCCUCAAAUCACAGCUGGUUUUAUAUGGCCUGUCUAUAACGUCAAAAACCCAUGUACUAUAUAAUAAUUCAGAAGGGCUCUAUUCACUACACAAAUUACAUUGUUCAGUCAUCAGCUACUAAUAGCCUAAGAUUUAUUGUUGUGUGUGUUUUUUCUUAAGCCUAUGGAACCAGCUUUGCUGUUCUGGUGGGUGAAAGUAGAUGAACUAGUGGAGGAACAAAGAGAGAAAGAAAACCUAAUGUUCCAUUGGGGCACUUCCCGCCCUCCCACGGCAGUGAAAGAAAGGACCCCAUGGACAUGGCUACUCCACUCUCCUGAACAAUUCUGAUUUACAUUUUCAACAACUUUUGUGGAAUUGCCCAUUAUACAAAGCAGAUAGUUCCAAACCACAGUUGUGCCUCCUUGAAUCAAGCCAUUCUACUGUGCUAAUGUUUUAAUAUCACAUCUCACAAAUAACCAGGCUAAUGUUUCUCUUUAGCAGUCUAGACAGGUGCUGGUGUUUCAUCUCCAUUUGAAUGCUUGACCUCCUAACAUGAGUGUGUGUGUGUGUGUGUGUGUGUGUGUGUGUGUGUGUGUGUGUUCAUGGGAUUUAAAGGAAUAGUAUUUUACAAAAGGUGUAGCUUUUAUAAGAGUUCAGAAAAAGGAAGGACGUGUGUGUUUUUUCUCUCACUAGAGUGUAAGAAUCUAUUUUGGAGAAAAAAGAAAAUAUGAGAGUUGUGAAGCAUGAUUUUUAUAACUAGUUUCAGUUUUAUCUACUAACUUACUUUUUAAAUCAAUAUUUAUCAACAAUCUUUUCAUGUAUGCAGUGCUUUUGAAAGAAACUUUUGAGUAUCCAGUGAAACUCAUGACUUGGAUAUAUGGUCUAAAAAUCAAAGCAAAAACAAACAAAAAAAAGAAAAC